AAUCUGAUACUGGUUCAUCAUCUGGACUCGUUCACCUCAGCUGACACAUUCAGCAGCAGACAGGUUUUUGUAUCAGUCUCUUUCACUGUGGGAGACUGGAUCUUUGGCUCAGGAACUAAACUGUAUGUAACAGGUGAGCAGGUAGUGAAGCCCGUGGUGAGCGUGUACCCAGCAGCCCCGAGCCACGUGGAGGGGAACAGCUCCCUGCUGUGUCUGGCCUCAGGUAUGUUUCCUCCUCUGGUCCAGUUCUCCUGGGAAAGACAGAAGGAGGAUGGUCCUAAGGAGGAGCUGUCUUCUGCCUGGGGACAGCAGCUGGAGCUCAGAGAGUCGGGACACUCCGCCGCCAUCUUACUGAUCCAUCAGCCAGUGAACAGCACGUAUAAAUACUACUGCUCCGUCAGGCACGAGGGGGGAACAGAGAAGGCCCAGACACAAGAGGUUCCAGCUCCAGCAGCCUCCUGUCCUCCAGAGAGAGAGCCAGCACACCUGGCAGCUCUGCAGCAAGCUGACAUGUCAGUGCUUCCCCUGGAUCCUCUCCAGCCUCAGUGCAGGGUGAAGCUGCUCUGUCUGCUGUACACAGUGCUGAUAGUGAAGAGUCUGCUGUACUGCUGUGGACUCUCUCUGCUGAUGGGCCUCACAAACAAGGGACCGUCCACCAACGGCCCACAUGCUGACUGACUGUUUCCUGCUCCUCUUUUCUCACCGUGGCUUCAUCUCAUUCAUCUCAUUGAUCACUGAUCACAAGUGCACAGUUUAGAUACAGUCGUCCUAAAUACACACACAUGUAUAUUUGCAGUCACUCACUGUCAAUUCUCUUUGUUAUUUUCAUGCAUUUAUUUACAGUAUUUCUCACUUUCAUUCAGAAUUGUGUAAUAAUAGAAAAUUAAAGUGAAUCAUCAGCUGUUGGCUUAUUAAUUAUAUUUCAUUAAAUACUUAUUUCUUUAAACAUUCUGCAGAG
This is a messenger RNA of Toxotes jaculatrix (banded archerfish), 958 nucleotides long. RefSeq lists its product as uncharacterized. NCBI's taxonomy places the organism in Eukaryota, Metazoa, Chordata, Actinopteri, Toxotidae. The annotation marks the transcript as partial. The record is from RefSeq and is a predicted model, not a curated record. The transcript is spliced from 4 exons.